AUGCAUCGAGCACACCAGGUAGUGAACGGUUUGGUUCCAUUCCUCCCUCGCGCCGCUGGAAACAAGAGGUUCGCAGUAUGGCUUCGCCAGAGCUCCACUACCAGCAGCUCGAAUCCUAACCAACCAACUGGACCCAGGAAGUAUGCCACUGCUUCUGCCGUCAAAGAAGAACCUUUCCUCAAUGGAUCUUCUUCCACCUACAUCGAGGAAAUGUACGCUUCUUGGCAAACUGAUCCGCACAGUGUUCAUAAGUCGUGGGAUGUGUUCUUCCGAGCCAGCUCGGCAGGAGCUGCGCCUGGAGAGGCUUACACUAGACCUCCUACUCUGGCUCAACCUGAAGUAAGAAGUCUGGUCCCCGCUACAUCUCCUGUAACUAGUGGUGCGCUCUUCGGUUCCCAGGUAUCGGAAAGGGUCAUUGAUGACCAUCUUGCAGUGCAAGCUAUCGUCAGGAGUUUUCAGAUCCGAGGACACCACGUUGCUCAAUUGGAUCCGUUGGGAAUCUCAUCAGCUGAUUUAGAUGAAAGUAAUGCAGCACAACUUGUAUACAAUGAUUACUACUUUAAUGAUGCUGACAUGGAUCGAGUUUUCAAACUCCCCUCGACAACUUUUAUCGGAGGAAAGGAAAGAUCCCUAAAGCUGAGGGAUAUUUUAAAAAGGCUUCAGGAUGUCUAUUGCAGGCAUAUAGGGGUUGAGUAUAUGUUCAUAAACUCAUUAGAACAGUGUAAUUGGAUCAGGAAGAAGAUGGAGCCUCCCGGGAUCAUGAACCUUGACGCUAACCAGAAAAGACUGAUUUUAGCUAGGCUCACACGUGCCAGUGGAUUUGAAGCUUUCCUUGCUCGUAAAUGGUCUAGUGAGAAACGAUUUGGUCUAGAAGGCGUUGAGGUUUUGAUUCCUGCCAUGAAACAAAUUGUUGACAAAUCGUCGGAGUUAGGUGUUGAAUACAUCGUGAUGGGCAUGCCUCAUCGUGGAAGACUGAAUAUAUUGGUCAAUGUAUGUCGGAAACCUCUUGAGCAAAUUUUUACUCAGUUUGCUGCUUUAGAAUCUGCUUAUGAUGGUCCUGGAGAUGUUAAGUACCACAUUGGCACAUAUAUAGAAAGACUGAACCGUGUUACUAACAAGAAUAUCAAGCUUGCUGUUGUGGCAAACCCUUCACAUUUAGAGGCCGUAGAUCCAAUCGUCCAAGGCAAGACGAGGGCUGAACAAUUUUAUCGAGGAGAUCGAGAUGGAAAGAAGGUCAUGUCAAUCCUACUUCAUGGUGAUGCUGCUUUUUGUGGUCAAGGAGUUGUAUUUGAAACUUUCCAUCUUUCUGAUCUACCAGACUAUACCACCCAUGGUACCAUCCAUAUUGUUGUUAACAAUCAGAUUGGUUUCACAACUGAUCCACGACAUUCCAGAUCGUCUAUAAACUGCACAGAUGUUGCUCGUGUUGUUAAUGCGCCAAUUUUCCACGUCAAUGCUGACGACCCCGAGGCUGUGAUGCAUGUUUGUAACGUUGCUGCUGAAUGGAGGAAUACAUUCCACAAGGAUGUUGUAAUUGAUCUGGUAUGCUACAGACGAAAUGGACACAAUGAAGCUGAUGAGCCUAUGUUUACUCAGCCUCUGAUGUAUCAAAUUAUUAAAAGACAGAGACCUGUUACUGAAAAGUAUACCGAGAAACUUCUUUCUGAAGGUAUAGUCAGUGAAGAAGAAGUGAAUGAUCUCAAAGCCAAAUAUGAAAAAAUUUGUCAAGAUGCUUUCGACAAGGCCCAGAAAGAGACUCACGUUAAGUUCAAAGAUUGGUUGGAUUCGCCUUGGACUGGUUUUUUCGAAGGUAAAGAUCCUUUGAAGGUUUCUCCUACUGGAGUCAAAGAAGAAACCCUACUCCAUAUUGGCAAACGUUUUGCUUCUCCACCUCCCAAUGCUGCUGAAUUUGUUGUACAUAAAGGUAUUGAACGGAUUUUAAGAAAUAGAAUGGCCAUGGUGGAGGCAAGGACUGUUGACUACGCUCUAGCUGAGGCGAUGGCUUUUGGUUCACUCCUUAAAGAAGGUAUCCAUGUGCGUCUAUCUGGGCAGGAUGUUGAAAGAGGAACCUUUUCCCAACGCCAUCAUGUACUUCAUCAUCAAAAUGUUGACAAAGCUACUUACAGGCCCCUUUGCCAUCUUUACCCUGACCAAGCUCAAUACUCUGUCUGUAACAGCUCUUUAUCGGAAUAUGCAGUAUUAGGUUUUGAGGUUGGAUUUUCCAUGACGAAUCCUAAUGCUUUGGUCAUUUGGGAAGCACAAUAUGGCGACUUCAAUAAUGUAGCUCAGUGUAUUUUUGAUCAAUUCAUUUCUGCAGGCCAGGCUAAAUGGGUCAGACAGUCAGGACUUGUGGUGCUACUGCCUCAUGGAUUAGAGGGAAUGGGCCCAGAACACUCAUCUGCCCGGGUGGAGCGUUUCCUACAAAUGUGUGCCGAUGAUCCAGACUACUUCCCACCUGAAUCUGAUGAGUUUGUGGUUCGACAGCUGCACGAUAUCAAUUGGAUCAUCGCCAACUGUUCGACACCUGCUAAUUAUUUCCAUAUCCUCAGAAGGCAAACAGCACUUCCAUUCCGUAAGCCUCUCAUACUCAUGGCACCAAAAUCACUUUUAAGACACCCCGAAGCAAAGUCAUCUUUCGAUAUGAUGACUGAAAAUAGUCAGUUUCUUAGGAUAAUACCCGAUGAAGGUCCUGCUGGUCAGAAUCCAUCAUCUGUGAAAAGAGUCGUAUUUUGUACUGGAAAAGUUUACUAUGAUCUUAAAAGGUCCAGAAGUGAGCGUAAAGUGGAUAAAGAUAUAGCUCUUGUGCGCGUUGAACAAAUAUCGCCGUUCCCGUAUGACUUAGUAAAGGCAUUGUGUGCCAAGUACCCAAGUGCCGAGCUCGUCUGGGCACAGGAAGAACACAAGAAUCAAGGUGCUUGGUCCUACGUUGCUCCGAGGUUCGCUACAGCUCUCAAUAAAAAUAGGCCUGUUCGGUAUGCUGGAAGGCAAACAUCACCAUCCCCUGCUACAGGUAGCAAGAUUACUCACAUCAGAGAACUCAACCAACUCCUAGAUGAAGCACUUCAUCUUUGA
Nezara viridula (southern green stink bug) is the source of this 3072-nucleotide messenger RNA. The record is from the annotation of a GenBank genome assembly. NCBI's taxonomy places the organism in Eukaryota, Metazoa, Arthropoda, Insecta, Hemiptera, Pentatomidae.